AUGCGCACUUGGUCCAUUCGUGAGACACCUCGACAGCCACUCACCUUGCCUUGGUCAAGUGCCAGGCACAAAGUAUAUGACCUCAAACCAUGGUCCUCGCCUCCCACCGUCCCGUGCAAUACACCCACCUCCUGACCUCACCACUUUCAUAGGCACCAGCGUCUUUGUUCAACAUCACCUACAAAAUGGCGCCCGAACCCGCUUCCGCCAUGGCUGGCCAGGCUCGUAUGCGUGUCGAAGAAACUGAACAAGAGCACAUUACCAGAGAGAACUCGGGUUUUGCCGCAUUUGAAGCAGAUAUGCCUAAACUCGCCAACCGAUUCAGCUUUUCCCUCAAGGACAACCUUUCCUCCUACCUUGGUCGCAAGAACCCUUUCUUCACCAACGUAAACCCAGACACCGACUAUGUAUGGAUUCUGGAUACGACUGCCUACCAGAAUCGCUUAGGAAGGUGGAAGGCGGAACUUGUUGCUGCCUACUUUGUCAAGAAUAGCGGCAAGGACAUCUCCCAGCUCGUUGCAUGGGUCAGCGAGAAAAUCGGCCUUGCAGACGACGAACAGGCUAGAGCAACAGUCGCCCAGAGGCUCCAGCCCUUUGCGGACGCAAUUCUUCCAGCGCACGCUGUUGAAAUUGACCUCAAUGGUCUCAAAACCAGAUUAGGACCCAGCGGCCGCGACGGUAUCAGCUCAGACGAGUUGGCCAUUCCCGGAACCGAUUAUAAGGACGGCCAGGUCAACAAGUUCCAGGCCGUCAAUGCUGAGGCGACGUCAUUCAAUAUUACCUUCGCAAAACCCAAGGGAUGGGCCGUCCUUUCCGAUAUCGACGAUACAAUCAAGAAGACCCUGACAUCGUCACCUGUCGGUAUCUUGACCACCACAUUCGCAGAGCAGCCAGAGCCGAUCAAGGGCAUGCCGGAGUUGUAUAGGCAUAUGGCGCAAAAGCUCGACAAUCCGCCCUUCUGGUAUCUCUCCGCAUCCCCAUACAACCUCUACCCGUUCUUGCGCAACUUCCGCGAGCAAUACUACCCCAAUGGUACCAUGAUCUUACGCGACGCUAGCUGGAUGAACUUGGCUGGCUUCCUCGCAAACUUGACGCAAGGUACCCAAGCUUACAAGGUUGACCGCAUUGAAAAGGUUCAUGGCUGGUUUCCCAAGCGGAAGUUCAUCCUUAUCGGUGACUCGACCCAAACAGACCCUGAAUCGUAUGGCGAAGCGUACCGCAAGUUUGGCAAGAGCUGGAUCGGUGCUAUCUACAUUCGUAAGGUAACGGGCGUUGCGGAAAUGGACGAAGGCAAAAAGAAUUGCCCAGAAAGAUUCGAGAAGGCCUUCAAGGGUGUUCCCAAGGAGGUCUGGUACGUCUUUGAGGAAGCACAGGAACUGUACGCGAAGAUCGAUGCUUUGCCUAAGAUCGAAUAAGAGGCGAAUGCUUCAGUGUAUGACGAGCAAGUUUCAGUUUGAAGGAUAAUCGAGGAGCUUUUGGCGCAUCUCGUUUUGCAUGGUACCUGGCCAGCUGGCUAUUUUGAUACAUGCAGGGACAUACCACGGAGUACGGAGUACAAUUUCAUUUUUCCCUUUUUCCAUAGUCAAACAACGCGAUACCCAAUAUUUUCCCAAUCUCAUUUCUCUUGCCUCUUAAUCCUGCUAGCCAUUGUCUAUAACAUGUG
Messenger RNA from Alternaria alternata, 1663 nucleotides. RefSeq lists its product as hypothetical. The transcript has a single exon. Gene Ontology annotation, cellular component: actin cortical patch. The coding region runs from base 186 to 1415 and encodes 409 amino acids. Gene Ontology annotation, molecular function: phosphatidate phosphatase activity. Lineage: Eukaryota; Fungi; Ascomycota; Dothideomycetes; Pleosporales; Pleosporaceae. The record is from RefSeq and is a predicted model, not a curated record.